Messenger RNA from Giardia duodenalis, 1482 nucleotides. RefSeq lists its product as uncharacterized. The transcript has a single exon. Lineage: Eukaryota; Fornicata; Diplomonadida; Hexamitidae. The record is from RefSeq and is a predicted model, not a curated record. Bases 1 to 1482 code for a protein of 493 amino acids.
AUGUGCACCUCGGUGCUUCUUCUCGGCCUUAACCUGGCGAUUCUUGCUUCCCAGAGGUGGCCGCGCGCGGCAGACUCAGCAACCUACUUACUGGAUCUGCAUGGUGUCACAGAAGGUAAGUUUCUGGUGCCAGAGCUGGUUUCUUUUACUAGGCGACACGGACCAGCGCUUACACCCCUCCAAAAAGAUAGCUUGGCGACUAACUUAUUAUUAUACCAUCCAAAUCUUUAUUUUCUAGCAAAGGACAUAGCAGCCCAGAAUGGCAUAGGGGUCCAUGAUGUCAUGUACUAUUCCCUUGUGGUUGAGCUUCUUCAAGACGACUUCUUAGUAGGUGUUCAUGGCAGUGAGGGUUUAGGCGGUUACCUCGCGAUCUCCCAAUCGUUGGGCCAAGUCUGUAACUCAAGCGCCAACCCUCUCUGCGUUGACUUCGCCAAGAAUGGGGGCGCCGACGAGAUCUCCCACUGGAGGUCAGACAUUACUAAGUACUUCCGUGAAGCCACCUUUCUCUCCGCGCGUACAGGCCAAGUUCUGAGCCAGGCUUCUUACAUGCAUGGCACCCUUAACACACAAAUGCUAACCCUCAAGGACUACGUUUGCACCAGACUUCUUGGUAACACAUCUACAACACCAUACUUAAUAGACUUCCCCACACUAGAUAAGUUUGUUGAGUUUACGCACAAUCAAUUUAUGCUCAUCAAUGGACAGAGGGUUCCACUGGCUUGGCGUCUCACAGAACUGCUGCUUCAGCAGGACUCCAGAGUUGCCUAUCUUGAGGGUCAUUUCUACAGCCUAGACAAAGCCCAUGUACACUCCAGCUCACUCUCUUCACAUCUUCUUUCAUCAGAAAGCAACGCACUCCCGUACUAUCUCGCGUCCUUAGUCGCUACUCAGUCAACGUUCAAGGGUUCGUUAACAGGGGUACAGAUUCCAGUCACGGACUUCAGCCCAAAACAAUUCUCUUCAACUUCGUCCUCUUAUUACUUUUAUCAGGCAGGUUGCACAGACUCUACAAUUGAAAAGUGCAGAGCACUCAAUCUAGCUAUGAAAAACAAGUUACUGGAACUAAAAAAUACAAGCACCCUGGCUGAGUUUUCUAAUGCCAUGAAGAUAUUCCCCAUCCGUACAACCCGAACGUAUGCCGUUACCACGUCCUUAGUGGGUGAUAUGUAUCGUUACUCGAGCCAACUACAGAAGUGCACGGAGAUAUAUGAUGCCGCUAAGAAGCCUGUCGGGUGCACCGACCCACCUGUGCCCACGAAUUGGCUUGUUGUCAUAGGGAGUCUACUCCUUAUUGGCUUAACUAUAACAGCGUGGGUAUAUGGAAUUAGAUUUUCUAAGAAACUUGAGACCGGGGCAUUUGACGAAGUACAGAAGAAGCUUUCAGAAAAGGCACUGGCUAGAGAGAAGGUUAUUCGCGAGAACCGAGAGAAACGGUGCAUAUAUAAGGAGUAUAUCAACCAUAUGAAAGAAACAUCCAAAUAA